CAAGAGUUGUUCAAGAUUCAUUUCUUCUCCUCGUAAAUUUCAAUGUUUGAGCAACCGAAUUUUCUGCAAGUUCAUUUGCUUGAUCAAUUGCACUUUGGUUCAAUUUGUAUGAUACGUCGGUUCUUUUCACUUCUUUUGUACCAUGAUCUGAACUCAAUAAUACUUUCUGCUGGCCUUCUUAUUUUCUUUUCCCAGCACAAAAACCUCAGAAACAUUAUCUAGUUUGUCUGCUGAAUGCCAUUGUUGCACAUGCAGAUUUUACUAUAAUUCUUGAAACUUCUCCUGACUGAAUGAUUUGACAUAGUUUGUGACUUCUGCUGUUAGGUGUAUGCCGUUUAGUCUGGCUAGCUUCUGUUUCUAACGGGUCAUUGAGGUUGAAGUGGUUGAGUAAACGGCAGUAAUGGAUGCACAGAACCCUCUUCUAGGAGAAACCACUUGUGGCACUUUAUUGCAGAAACUGCAAGAAAUAUGGGAUGAAGUCGGCGAAAGUGAUGAAGAGAGAGACAAGAUGCUUCUGCAGAUAGAACAAGAGUGCUUGGAUGUGUACAAGAGGAAGGUUGAGCAGGCUGAAAAAUCAAGAGCAGAACUUCUUCUGACCUUGUCGGAUGCCAAACUCGAACUUUCCACACUUGUAGCAGCUCUUGGAGAUAAAAGUUUCCUUGGCGUUGAUACUGUUAAGGCAUCAGGGACAAUCCAGGAACAACUUAAUGCUAUAGCACCAGCGCUCGAACAGCUGUGGAAACAAAAAGAGGAGAGGGUUAAGGAGUUCCUUGAUGUACAAUCACAGAUUCAGAAGAUAAGUGGGGAAUUUGCUGGGAGUACCGGUGAGCUGACUGGUGCUCUGGCAGUGGAUGAGUCUGACUUGUCCCUAAAGAAGUUGAAUGAAUAUCAAGUAAAGCUCCAAGAACUUCAAAAAGAGAAGAGUGAUCGGCUGCACAAAGUCCUUGAUUUUGUUGGCACUGUGCAUGAUCUCUGUGCUGUCCUUGGAGUGGACUUCUUUAGUACUAUAACUGAAGUUCAUCCAAGCUUAGAUGAAGCCACAUGUGCGCAGUCAAAAAGCUUCAGCAAUGACACUCUAUUAAGGUUGGGGAAGACAGUCUCAGCUUUAAAUGAAGAAAAGCAGCAGAGGCUUCAUAAGCUUCAAGAGCUGGAAGCUAAGCUAAUUGAUCUUUGGAAUUUGAUGGACACACCUGAAGAUGAAAGGAGAUUAUUCAACCAUGUUACUUGCAACAUCUCUGCAUCAGUUGAUGAAAUGACUGUUCCUGGUGCUCUUGCUCUGGAUCUGAUUGAACAAGCGCAGGUAGAAGUAGAAAGUCUUGAUCAGCUAAAGUCAAGCAGAAUGAAGGAACUUGCUUUCAAAAGGCAAGUGGAGCUUGAGGAGAUAUUUGCCCAUGCUCAUAUGGAGAUAGAUCCAGAGGCUGCUAGGGAGAAAAUUAUGGCUCUGAUUGAUUCUGGGAAUGUUGAACCUGCUGAGUUACUAGCUGACAUGGAUAAUCAAAUCAUGAAAGCGAAACAAGAAGCCCUUAGUAGAAAAGAAAUAUUGGAUAGGGUUGAAAAAUGGAUGUCAGCUUGUGAAGAAGAAAGUUGGAUUGGUGACUACAAUCGGGACGAUAACAGAUAUAAUGCAAGCAGGGGUGCACACUUAAAUCUUAAGCGUGCCGAGAAAGCGCGUAUUCUGGUCAACAAAAUUCCAGGUAUGGUUGACACUUUGGUUGCCAAAACUCGAGCUUGGGAGGAAAAUCAUGGCAUAUCAUUUAAGUACGAUGGCGUUCCCCUUCUUGCCAUGCUAGAUGAAUAUGUCGUGCUCAGGCAAGGAAGGGAAGAAGAGAAAAGGAGGCUUAGGGAUAACAAGAAGUUCAGCGAGCAGCAAAACACUGAACAAAAUGCCAAUUUCAGUUCAAGGUCAGCUCCUACAAGAUCAGCCGGUACAAAGAAGGUGGUGGGGCCUCGAGCAAAUGGAGGAGCCAAUGGAACCCCUAGCAGACGGUUGUCUCUAUGUGCUAGUCAAAACGGAAGCAGAUCUGCUGGUAAAGAUGGGAAGAGGGACAGUACGAGGCUGGCAGCUCCAGUCAACUUUGUUGCCAUAUCAAAGGAGGAUGCCGCAUCCCAUAUUUCAGGAACCGAUCCAGUUCCGGCAUCACCUUAAUAAUAAAUAUAGACGUUUUACACCCUGUCUUCUUUCUAGUGUUAUUACCUCAUAUUUUUUAGUAUAUUGGUCCGAAGUUGAAGUGCUGUUGUAGCAAUAGAGUGAGUGACUAUAGAAUAUACCAGUAUACCGUUAUUAGCUGUGUAAUAUUGUGAAAUUCGACAUUUUCAAGCCGGUUUCCUAUUCAUGUUGUCUCAUUAGUUGUGUAAUACUGUGAUGUUUGG
Molecule: messenger RNA, 2370 nt
Organism: Hibiscus syriacus
Lineage: Eukaryota; Viridiplantae; Streptophyta; Magnoliopsida; Malvales; Malvaceae
Product: 65-kDa microtubule-associated protein 1-like
Exons: 10
Coding region: 401-2146 (581 amino acids)
Biological process (GO): cytokinesis by cell plate formation; microtubule cytoskeleton organization
Cellular component (GO): cytoplasm; spindle
Molecular function (GO): microtubule binding
Source: RefSeq, a predicted model, not a curated record